Messenger RNA from Cajanus cajan (pigeon pea), 514 nucleotides. Its product is annotated as auxin-responsive protein SAUR77. The record is from RefSeq and is a predicted model, not a curated record. Gene Ontology annotation, biological process: response to auxin. NCBI's taxonomy places the organism in Eukaryota, Viridiplantae, Streptophyta, Magnoliopsida, Fabales, Fabaceae.
UUCCCAAAUCCCAGAGACAUAUAUUGAUCUUGAAUCUCUUCCUACUCCAACACUUUAUAAUUCAUAUCUAAUAAUCUUUCUAUGAAUUGCUUGGUGUUGCCGUUAUCAUUGAUCCGAAGACGCUCGAUGGGGUACCGGCCCCUAACCAAUGACAAAGAAUCUGACAGCCCUGUGACCGUGGUGGUGGGAAAAGAGAAGAGGGUGUUCCUCGUGGAUCCUUUCGUAUUAGAAGAAAACCCUUUUCGAGUUUUGAUGGACACGUCCAUGAGGAAGAAGGAUCAACGACGUAGAGUGGUCUUUGUCGACGUGGAUGCCAUUUUGUUCGAGCACAUGUUGUGGCUCAUGCACAAUGAUUGUUCUUCUUUCUUCAACCUUAAUUUGAACGAGAUUAUUGACUUUUAUGCUCAGGAUAUAUAAUCAUAACAUUUGUUGGGGAUAUCGCUGGAACACAAGGUGAAGAACUAUUCAGCACUUUCUAUGAAGUGAAUAUCCACAAGGAGAAAUAUUCACAAGG